Messenger RNA from Leguminivora glycinivorella, 753 nucleotides. Its product is annotated as histidine-rich glycoprotein-like. Gene Ontology annotation, cellular component: extracellular matrix. Bases 61 to 753 code for a protein of 230 amino acids. The transcript has 6 exons. The record is from RefSeq and is a predicted model, not a curated record. Lineage: Eukaryota; Metazoa; Arthropoda; Insecta; Lepidoptera; Tortricidae.
AGAGGUAUCAGUUGGACUACAAACUUCAUACACACCUAGACAUCUAUAUACACUAAUAUAAUGUAUUUUAAGGUUUUGUGCCUGACAGCAGUCUUGGGAGCGGUGGCGGCCCAGCAUGGACAUGGGCACCAUGCAUACUCCUCUCAGCACAUCUCCAAGCACGACGGCCAUCCUCAUGAGGUCAUCAUUCACGACCACCAUGGACAUGAGAAGCACGUCGAUUACUAUACCCAUCCAAAGUACGAGUUUGAGUAUAAAGUAGACGACCAUCACACCGGCGACCACAAGACGCAGCACGAGCACCGCGACGGCGACGUCGUCAAGGGCUUCUACAGCCUGCACGAGCCUGACGGUUCCAUCAGGGACGUGCACUACCAUGGCGAUAAGCAUACUGGUUUCCACGCAGACAUCAAGCACAGCACACACCACAUUGUCGUUUGUGUGUUGGCCCUGAUCGCAAUGGCGACUGCUCAGCAUGGUCACCACGCGCAUUCCUCGCAGCACAUCUCCAAGCACGAUGAACAUCCUCAGGAGGUGACCAUCAAAGACCAUCACGGACACGAAAAGCAUGUGGACUACUACACUCACCCUAAAUACAAGUUUGAGUAUAAAGUGAACGACGAGCACACGGGCGACCACAAGAUCCAGAACGAGCACCGCGAGGGAGACACCGUGCACGGCUUCUACAGCCUGCACGAGCCCGACGGCUCCGACAGGCACGUGCACUACCACAGCGACCACAAAACCGGGUGA